UAUAAUUCUGUCACAUUCUCCGUCUUGAAGCAAAGCAAGCAGUGCCUGUACACCCAUACAAUGAGAGCUCUCAGCUAUUUUUGGAUGUACCGUAGGCUUUUACUAAUAUGUCUUACCCCACUGCUUUUGCUUCCAUUACCUCUCAUCAUCAAAACAAAAGAAGCAGAAUGUGCAUAUGUAUUAUUUAUAGUUGGCAUUUUCUGGCUCUCAGAAGCUUUACCACUUUCCGUAACUGCAUUUAUACCAGCCUUGAUGUUUCCAUUGUUUGGGAUUCUGGAAUCUAAAACGGUUGCAUCCACUUACUUUAAAGAUUUUCAUCUAUUGUUGACUGGGGUAAUUUGUUUGGCAACCUCAAUAGAAAAAUGGAACUUGCACAAAAGGAUUGCUUUACGGAUGGUCAUGCUAGUGGGUGUGAAUCCUGGAUGGCUUAUGCUGGGAUUUAUGUUCAGCGCAGCUUUCCUGUCCAUGUGGCUCAGUAACACCUCGACAGCCGCCAUGGUGAUGCCAAUUGUAGAAGCGGUGGCACAACAGAUCAUUAAUGCAGAAGCUGAAGUGGAUGCCAUGCAAAUAGGGGCAUCAGGUGGCAUUAACAAUGAAGCUUUAGAACUCGAUGAAAACAUCACUGAAAUUGAUAAAGACUCUGUUACUGUGAAACAUGUUAAUGGCUAUAGUAAAAGCUCUGAAACUACCUGGGACACUGAAAAAAAUGUGGCCAUGGUCAAUUUUAAAAAUGGAGUAUGUACUGCACAUGAGAAGGAAACAGAACAGGUGAUGGAUAAUAUUUAUGAGGUUAUUUACAAUCAACAUGAAAAAGAAAUAGAACAGGUAGAGUCAGCAUCAGAAAACAGGUACCGGUGUAAAAAGGACCACAUGAUGUGCAAAGCCAUGUGUUUAUGCAUUGCCUACUCAUCAACCAUUGGUGGCUUGACAACAAUUACAGGAACUUCAACCAACUUAAUCUUUGCGGAGCAGUUUAAUUCGCGCUAUCCAAAAAGCUCAGAAAUUAAUUUUGGAACAUGGUUCGUACUUUGCAUUCCAAUAACAGUCAUCCUCCUGCUGCUGUCAUGGGUUUGGUUGCAGUGGCUCUUCUUGGGCUUUAACUUUACAGAAAUGUUUAAAUGUGGAAAAGAAAGGACAGAAAGAGAAAAGGCUUCUGCAAAAGUGAUUUUGGAUGAAUACAAAAAACUUGGACGAUUUAGCUAUCAAGAAACUGUUACUCUGAUUUUGUUCAUUCUGAUGGCUCUAUUGUGGUUUACACGAGAUCCUGGCUUUUUUCCUGGAUGGUCUUCUCUCUUUCCUGAGUACAGUGGCUUUGCAACAGAUUCUACAGCAGCCUUACUUUUAGGUCUACUUUUCUUUGUAAUCCCGGCACAUCCAUUUAAGAGAAAAAUUGAGGGAAAAAUCACUUCUGUCGAGUAUGUUCCCCUUAUUACAUGGAAGGAAUUUCAGGCCUGUAUGCCUUGGGAUAUUGCUAUACUUGUUGGUGGUGGAUUUGCGCUAGCCAAAGGCUGUGAGGAUUCUGGAUUGUCCAUGUGGAUAGGCACCAAGAUGUCACCUCUUGGCUCACUUCCCAUAUGGAUUGUUGUUCUUAUAUCUUGUAUAAUAGUGACCUCUGUAACUGAAGUGGCAAGUAACCCAGCUACCAUCACGAUAUUCUUGCCUAUUCUAGCACCUUUGGCUGAAGCAAUAGAAGUAAACCCACUUUAUAUUCUGAUCCCAACAACACUUUGCACUUCUUUUGCCUUCCUUCUUCCUGUUGCAAACCCACCAAAUGCUAUUGUGUACUCCUAUGGUCAUCUACAAGUUAUGGACAUGGUCAAAGCUGGUUUGGGGAUCAACAUCCUCGGCGUUCUUGUGGUAAUGCUUGCUAUCUCAACAUGGGCCAUCCCAAUGUUUAAUCUUCAAACCUAUCCUUCCUGGGCACCAAUCAUCUCUCCAAAUACCACAGUUAUACCAUAGAAUACCUGAAGAGCAUCAGUGUCUUCUAACAAUCUUAUUGUCCUAAGUAAAGGGUUUUAAUGCAACAAAAAAAGUAAAACCUGUAAAAAUAGCUCAUUCUGCACACAAAUUAUAUGUAUUAUCCAUAAAUCUCUGUAGAAAAAAUACCCUACCAGAGAUUAAGGGUGCCAUACUUAGUGACAAAAACUUCAUUCAUUUACACACACUCAAUAAAAAAAGAUAUUUGUUAUAAGAUUACAGAGAAUGAUGUGUAACCUCAAAAACUCAGAAGAAACAGUUGUGCAUUACUGGGAUCAUAGAGAACCAAAUGCAGUUAAGUUUUACCUCUCCAUUGUAAACUUCCUGAUCUAAGAACAUUAGGACUCGGAGAUGUCUACAACCUCAACUUGCUCGGUUUAAAACAAAGGCCAAAAGAAGAAGGACCAGAUGAAAAUGUCAAAAGGAGAUUCCAGGAAAGUGUUUCUCAACUCAAAACUCACAAACACAAAGAAUAUAAUCAAUAGCCAAUUCAAUUGCUGCAUCUCAUAACCUGAAGUCAUCAAAGACUUGUUUUCUCCAGAUGACAUGAAGAUGUGGAAUUUACCUGUAGCUCUCAGUUCUAUGAUGUAUGCUUCCUGUUUGUGAUUUCAAUUCGAUUUUCAGCUAUUAUUUCAUGAUAUGUCCAAAUGAAGACACCUGCUUUGUUAUGAAAUCCAUCAUCUGAAUUUAUUCUUCAUGGAUUUUAUUUUAACUAAAUUUACUUCCUGUAAAAUCUUUGUAUCUCAGAAUAAAACAUUUACUAUGUUGAGCUAGAA
Bombina bombina (fire-bellied toad) is the source of this 2753-nucleotide messenger RNA. It is a transcript of the gene SLC13A1, whose product is annotated as solute carrier family 13 member 1. The record is from RefSeq and is a predicted model, not a curated record. Gene Ontology annotation, molecular function: sodium:sulfate symporter activity. Gene Ontology annotation, cellular component: membrane. Gene Ontology annotation, biological process: monoatomic anion transmembrane transport. NCBI's taxonomy places the organism in Eukaryota, Metazoa, Chordata, Amphibia, Anura, Bombinatoridae. The transcript is spliced from 18 exons. The coding region runs from base 61 to 1959 and encodes 632 amino acids.